Molecule: messenger RNA, 4499 nt
Organism: Fusarium verticillioides 7600
Lineage: Eukaryota; Fungi; Ascomycota; Sordariomycetes; Hypocreales; Nectriaceae
Exons: 9
Coding region: 533-4321 (1262 amino acids)
Biological process (GO): carbohydrate metabolic process
Molecular function (GO): chitin binding; hydrolase activity, hydrolyzing O-glycosyl compounds
Source: RefSeq, a predicted model, not a curated record
CAAGCCCCUCCGCCCCACGAGGCUAGUCGACGCUUCGGGCCCCGGACCAAUGAUUUACAGAGAAUCCUCAACACUAAACUCUGUGACGAUCCUUGUAGGUUUGCCUGAUUUAUGGUUACUUUGAAUGCGGGACGCUGGACCCUGAAUUGCGAAGGGGCCAUGCCUGAAAGCUAAUUGCGAGUUGCAUACACGAGCAGAGGACCGAGCAUCUGUAUCAUAAUUACCGGCUUCACGGUCCUCUCGGAAGUCCCGAAUGACUACAUGUAUUUACCCAAUUGGGCAAUAGAGCAACAUCUUCACCAUGUUUGCUCUUCACCCUGGACAGUCGGAACGGAGACCGAGGUAUCGAGGUAUGGGUGGGUUUGCCGUCUAUGUACAGCUUCUUAUUAUCUGAGCAAGAGUAGAGCCAGCUGUGUUCGAAGAAGUUUGUCAAUUUUGUGGCAAUACUCUCAUUCAAUCUUUCUAAGCGUCAAGAUCACAUCAACGGUCUUUAUUGUGAACUACCCAUUUUGUUGACCUAGCGAUACCCAACAUGCGAAUGCGCACGUGGCUGUUCGGCCUGCUGCUGCUAUGUCUUUGCCUAGCAGUAGCGGCGCAGGACGACACUACAUGCAGCGCAACCAAACGCUGUAAGAAUGGCUGCUGUAACAAAUCCGGCAACUGUGGCUUCGGCCCCGAUUAUUGCGGAACCAACUGUCAAUCGGACUGUGAUCGCAAGUCGGAGUGCAAUCCUGGAUUCGGCUCUAAAUGGGCUGAAAACGACAAAUGCCCUCUCAAUGUCUGUUGCUCCAAGCACGGAUAUUGUGGGACUACCAAAGACUUCUGCGGUUCGAAAAAGGUCAAGAAGCCCAGUUGCAGCAAGACUGGCGAUGUCUCUCGAGUUAUUGGAUACUUUGAGGGAUGGGCGAAAGCCCGUCCCUGCGAAGCCUUCUCCCCCGAGCAGAUUCCGAUCGGACUAUACACGCACAUCAACUUCGCUUUCGCUACCAUCGAUCCCAAGACCUUCGAGAUAAAGCCAGACAAAGAAUCCGACAUCCGAAUGUAUAAGCGUCUUACUGACCUCAAGAGACGGGAUCCUGAACUCAAGGUCUAUAUCGCAGUUGGUGGCUGGACCUUCAAUGACCCAGGUCCAACCGCGUCUACGUUUUCCGACCUUGCGGCUUCUCUUCCUCGUCAAAGAGCCUUUAUGAAGUCUCUUGUGUCGUUUAUGAGUACCUACGGGUUCGAUGGCCUGGACUUGGACUGGGAAUACCCUGUCGACACAGACAGAGGCGGUCGGGCCGUUGACUUUGCCAAUUUUCCCAAGUUCAUGGAGAGGCUCAAGAGCAUGAUGGACGCCGCCGACAAAGGUCUCAGUAUCACGCUGCCUGCCUCAUAUUGGUAUCUGAGACAGUUCGACAUCAAGAAACUGGAAAAAACGGUUGACUUCUUCAACAUAAUGUCCUACGACUUGCACGGUGCCUGGGACCAAGGCAAAAACUACACCCAGCCCUUUCUCAAUGCUCACAGCAACCUUACGGAGAUUGACCUCGCUCUCGAUCUGCUUUGGCGCAACAACAUUCAGUCUGACAAGGUCGUCCUUGGCAUGGGCUUCUACGGUCGCGCUUUCUCGGUUCAGACUGGAACCUGUACCAAACCCGGUUGCUUGUUUAAAGCAGCGGGUAAGGCUGGGGACUGUAGUCGCGAGAAGGGCAUCCUAUUGAACUCUGAAAUUGUCACUACUAUCAAGAAGUACAAUAUCAAGCCCGAGUUCUACAAGGAGGAGGCUGUCAAAGUUGCCAAAUGGGGUAACCAAUGGGUUUCCUACGAUGACGAGGACACCUUCAAACUCAAGACAGACUAUGCAAAAUCUCGAUGUCUUGGAGGUGUCAUGGUAUGGGCCAUAUCGCAUGACACCAAAGAGGCGAGAUUUAACAAAGCGCUGGCCUUGUCACUGAACCGCAAAACCACAUCGGGCGAGUUCGACGAGAACGAGAAGGCAUACGACAUCAAGAAGAUUCCCAACGAGCAAUGUCGCUGGACCAAUUGCAAGGAGGGAUGUCGCAAGGGCUGGGUGGCUGUCCCCCGCAGCGACUCAGGUGCGCGCAAGAACGAGAUCAUGUUCGACGAGACUGGCUGCGGCGGCGACGGAGGCCAUACCUUCUGCUGCCCUGCAGGAGAUACAAAGAUCCCCACGUGCGGCUGGUACGGGCAUAACAAUGGCCGUUGCCCAACUCGCAGCGAGUGUCCAAGCGACAUGACGGAGAUUGCCUCGAACGAGAUUUACUGCAAGAAGAAGGGCUCGAAGAAGCAGAACUUCCAAACGGCCUGCUGUAAGACCGAUGUCGUGGGUACAAAGGUCUACGGCACUUGCGAAUGGGGUCAGUAUCCGAAGUGCGAUGCUCAGGAAGGCUGCCCCAAUCCUCUCGGCAACAAGAAGAUGGGCUCUCUGUUGGCCUACUCGGCAUCUGGAUCUGGGGGUGGCAACUGCGACGACGCGAAGAACGAACUCGGUCUCAAUGUCCCUGGUGUGCAGUACCGUAAGUUCUGCUGUAACGACAGCGACAAGAACCUUCGCUUCACAGAUUGCCAGAAGUUCAGGAAUGUUGGGCCAGAACCUGAGGUCAUGCCUAGAGGUUUCUGUCGCAGUGGUUGUCCUCCCGAUCGUAUCCAGGUUGCUAUUGACACCCAGGUCGAUACUUGUGCUAUCGCAGGGGUUGGGGGAAUGGCUCAUUGCUGCAAGACAGACUAUGCCGAGAUUUUCGAGGUAGAGAACCCCAAGAUCGACGCAUUUGAGAACGACGUCAAAGCAUGGAUCAAGAAUCCAACUUGUCCAAAAGACGACGGUGGUCUUUUCAAGCGCUUUGAUCCGACAAACGACCUUGCGAUUAACUCAUCGAUCUCCAUGAAUUUAUCCCCAAGGGCUAAAGAAAUGGAAGAUUCGUAUGACGUGGUUAUAUUGCUGGCCCGACUCAUCGCUGGCAUGAUCUCCAAAGAGGUGGCGGAAGCACUCACACCGAAAUGGAAUCUUGUUGUGGAGGAAGAAUACCCGAAUUUGGUUGUAGAGACCCUCCAGAAAGCGAAGAAGGAGGUGCCCGAGUGGGAGGAUGAGGACGCCGAAGUCAUGUCGCGCGUCACUAUAUGCGAUCCUAAACGGGCCAACGCCAGGAUCGCCGCCAUUUUGGGCAAGGGUAGUGAUGGAAGGACGUUGGCAUUCAACUGUACAAACACCAUAUGUCAGAACGGCGUUUGCGAGCCUGGUACCCCCGAGGCAGCCAGGAGGCGUCGUGGCCUAUCAAUGAGUAGGGCCUCACAUUCAGUUGCACACCUCCAUUACCACUUGCAUGCUCGACAAGCAGGUGCAGAGCAUAAUGAGGUGCCUAUGAGGGACAGAGGCGGGGAUCAAGGGUUGAUCGAAUACGAGGUUCCCGCUCAUGAUGAGCCAAAGAAAUUGGUUUUGAGGAAUCCGGAUGCCCAGGUGGUCGACUUUGCCAACGAGGCAGAUUGUCACGAGACCAGGCUAUGGUAUACAACAUGGUCUGUCUCGUUGGAGGGAUUGGGCUUUCAGACCGAGCAUUUGAUUGACAAAGUCAUCUUGAAGCGGUUCUUUUCAGACGCUGGUUUUGCGGUAUUACGAAGUGGGGCCCAGUCUCAGUACCAUGGGAUUCCUGUAAGGUUUUUCGAAGAGGCGCUACGACUUGGGAGACUGCGUGGCAGAUUUCCCCAUAUUUCUGGACGCGACGAUGCGUUUGAUGAUCAGAAUCUGUUGACUCGCGUGUUCGAGUGUCUUGGCAGUCGGGACAACUUUCGAAACUUCGUCAUCGUCGUAGGACCCAUCAACGCUAUAAAGGGCAGGGUUAUGAAACUCAAUGCCCCUAUCCAGCUGAGUGAACUCGAUACCUAUGAUACAGACGGCCUGAUGUCCCAUAUUCGGACGGUCAUUACAGUGUUUGAGUAUAUGGGUUCUGAAGAACGAGACGAGAACGGCAAGACAGUUGAGGAUAAGAUCAACAACAUUGUUAAGAACAUUGUAAAACAGUUAGUCUAUGCGCAAGAUCUUUGGGAUGAGGAGCACCCUGGUCGCCCUGUCCCAGCGGCUAGGUUUUUUGUGGAGUGGCUACAAGACUACUUCGAGGAGGCAGGAACACGUGCAAGAGCGUGGAUUCAACGGGCCAUCACUAUACUUAGAAACAGGCAGAGGCAGGCUUCUGGUGCCAGAGCUGAGGAGAUCAGGCUAGCGAUUGCUUCCUUUGAGAGUCAGUUAUCCACCGUGCGUAUUGGAACGGAGUGGGACAUCGAUUGGAGGGAUGAUGAUGACGAAAUGGAUACCAGCUCAGGCUGAGAGCUAUCGUGUUGAGAUUGAUCUUCUGUAUUGAUCUGAUUUAGAAAGGAUGUAGAAUUCAAAUGCAGCUGUUCGAUAUCUAAGCCAAUUCCAGCUAAUAAUCAAUCCUGAACUGAGAAAAUGUAGACCUAAUUUCUGGAUAUGCAGUUCGAGCUUCGGAACAGCCGUGAGUUGGGUA